Messenger RNA from Triplophysa dalaica, 1274 nucleotides. Its product is annotated as HLA class II histocompatibility antigen, DR beta 5 chain-like. Lineage: Eukaryota; Metazoa; Chordata; Actinopteri; Cypriniformes; Nemacheilidae. Gene Ontology annotation, biological process: immunoglobulin production involved in immunoglobulin-mediated immune response; positive regulation of T cell activation; peptide antigen assembly with MHC class II protein complex. Gene Ontology annotation, cellular component: MHC class II protein complex. The transcript is spliced from 5 exons. Gene Ontology annotation, molecular function: MHC class II protein complex binding. The coding region runs from base 275 to 715 and encodes 146 amino acids. The record is from RefSeq and is a predicted model, not a curated record.
CUGUAGGUCUCGUCGGUCUCCCAGGAGGGGAAUCAGCAUCACUGCUGCACAACAGGUGGGAGGAACCUGUCGCCACACCCGCACUGUCAUCAGUUCAUGGACAUUAUGGAUAUGCUGUACUUCUCUGUCGGGAACUUGGCUCACUAGAAAACGUUGAGUUUUGCAACUCAACUGCAAGCGCUACGGAGCACUAUUUCUCGCUUUGACAGAUACAGCAGUAAAACCAGAAGUCACCAUCCAGUCUGUAAGGCAGACCAGUAGUACACAACCAGCCAUGCUGAUAUGCAGCGCUUAUGACUUUUACCCCAAAUUCAUUAAAAUGACCUGGAUGAGAGACGAUGAGGUGAUGACUUCUGACGUGACCUCGAUUGAAGAGAUGGCUGAUGGAGACUGGUAUUAUCAGAACCACUCACACCUGGAAUACUUCCCCAAACCUGGAGAGAAGAUCACCUGUGUGGUGGAGCAUGCCAGCUCCAAUAAACCCAUGAUCUAUCACUGGGAUUCCUCUCUAUCUGAAUCCGACAGAAUUGAUCUCUUUAUUGGAGCUGCAGGGUUUGUGUUGGGCAUCAUUAUGACAGUUGGAGGACUGACCUACUAUAUAAAAAAAUGUACAGUGUGUGUGGAAUUGUUUAAUUUUUGCGAGAGGUUUAGGCAAACACGGUUCCAGAGAAAAUGUGUGAGAUCUCACUUCCUCCUGCUCCCCUGUCCUGGCUAAUCCAAACACAACUUCAGAGGAAGAGACGCUCCACAUGUGGCUGCAUGAAAGGAAACGCCGAACCUCGGGUGAAAAGACAACAUACGAAGAAAAAUAUCACAUCUCUCCAUCUCAUCCCGCACAGUUCCUCUGAAUAAAGAUCCGCUUUCCCCAUAAAGACAUGGCAGUUAUGCUGUUUAUCAUAACAAUGUCUUAUGUUAUCAUAUUUUCCAGUGGAGAGAAAGUCUGUUGUGUGCAGGGGGACAACAGACUAGCACGAAGAACUAGCAAUAAGCAAAGACAUAAACAAAAUCUGCUUUUGUCACACAAAGGUAUCAUAUAGCUUCAGGAAGUUUGGAACCUGUGAUAGUUCACCCAAAAAUGAAGAUAUUUUGAAGAAUGUUGUUAAGUGAUGUUGGUACCCGUUGACUGGUGGUACAGUUAACAACAUUCUUUAAAAGAUCUUCUUUUGUGUUUUGCGGGAGUCAUACAGGUAUGAAAUGACAAGAGGGAAAUUAAAUGAUGACAGAAUUUUUGGGUGAACUAUCCCUUUAGAGACGCAUUGAACACUUUUGUUACA